Messenger RNA from Toxotes jaculatrix (banded archerfish), 4046 nucleotides. It is a transcript of the gene olfml2bb, whose product is annotated as olfactomedin-like 2Bb. The record is from RefSeq and is a predicted model, not a curated record. The transcript has 9 exons. Gene Ontology annotation, biological process: signal transduction. Lineage: Eukaryota; Metazoa; Chordata; Actinopteri; Toxotidae. Bases 332 to 2599 code for a protein of 755 amino acids.
CUCGGGCCGCUUUUGGAACGUUGCUCUAAAACGGAUGAAAAACGCGGAUCUGCCGAUCUGGAGGCGGAUCCGGCUUAGAGUCAGGAGCUGUCCGGAUUCAUUCAGUGUGUUGGAGAUGUGAAAGAGUUUCUGGAGGCACACUGACUGUGGGUUUUAAGCUUUUGGAAGGUCAGUUAAGUUUUGGUGAAGGUUAAUGCAGAAACCUGUGGCCUGUUAUAUGCGUAGGCGCUGGGUGAUUCGGGGCUCUCGGACUGGACCUGCGCAGCCUUCCUUGGCUAAAACAAACUGAUAAUUACCUGAGACUAGUUGGUGCACAGAGAGCUGUGGAGAGAUGUGGCGCAGACUGUCGCUGCUGGUUUUAUGCUGUGCCGCGAGCGGACUUGGUGCUCAGGAGGCGGAUAGAAGCGCGGAGAAGAUGCUGGUGCCCGAAGCAACGGCGCUGGGUAAACCGGACCAGGAUGCUCCCUCAGCGGCCAAAGCGGAGGACAGUCUGCGUGAAGGCGAGCAGCAGCUCCCGCGGAGAGACGCUCCUGUUCCGCAGCCCACCGCCGAGCCUCUGGAGGAUGAGCUGGAUAACCAGGAGAACAUCAUCAGCCAGCUGCUGGGUGAUUACGACAAAGUAAAGACUGUGUCAUCCGGGUCAGACUGCGUGUGUCGCUGUAUUGUUCGACCAAUCAAACGCACUGAUUGCAGCCGUAUCCAUGAGAGGGACACAGCAUCACUGCCCCAGGAUUUUUACACCGUCGAGACGGUUACCAAGGGAACGGACUGCAAGAAGUGUGUGUGCAUGGCCCCACCUUCAGCUGUCAACCCCUGUGAGGGAGAGUACAGGUUUAAGAAACUCCAGGAGGCCAGCAAGGAUGACAUUAAGCUGGCGACUAUCAUGGACUUGUUGGAGGGCUCUCUGUAUGGAAUGGACUUGUUAAAGCUCCACUCUGUCACCACCAAACUGCUGACCAAGAUGGACAACAUGGAAAAAGCCUUCGCCCGUAAUUUUACAGAGAGAGCGAGAGAGAAAGAGCGUGUGAAGGAAAGAGCAAAAGACAAGGAGAAAGAGAAGAAGGCCCAGCAGAAAAAAAAGAAAGUGAAUGAUUUGGGGAAUGCAGAACAGAAAAGUCGAGCACCUGCCUCCACCAACAAGCAGAAGAAUCAUGAAGGUCAGCUGAAGAAAAGUCAACAACAAGAUGGUCUGGAACAACAACAGCCAACCAGGAAGACAGGAACUCAAAAGCCAAUCAAAGAGAAGACAGAGCCACGGCAGCCAAUCAAAGAGAAAAACACCAUGGUCAUCAGGGGCGUGACCUUUUACAAAGCAGAAGAAGAGAGCUUUAAGGAGGAUGAGACUUCUCUGACUGCAAAUACUUCAAUAGACUUACUGAUUUCUGACCAGCUCCCACCACCCAGGACUUUUCCCAUCCAGAAUCCAGGACCUGCACCUACUGUUAGCACAGAACCAGACACCAAGGACCAGUCAAGGAGACUAAACAAUCCUGCACCAACUCAGAGACCGACAGAUCGCCCCACUACCACCCAACCAACGACAACUACAACCAAACCAGCUCCCACUACCGUGAAAUCAACGACUGAAAAAGCCACUACAACAACUCCAAAACCAACAACAACCAAACUGACAACUACUUCCCAACAAACUACCACCUUUAGAACUACUAUUCAGCCUACUACACCUGUCACUCAGCAUAAAACCUCAGCUUCAGAUACUAACAUAGGUCGACCCAUUGAUGAGUCUCCCACGGCACAGCCUAAGCCGCUGCCCAGAAGUCGACUCAGCUGGACGGAGAGCCCCGCUGACCAGCCAAAGACCACCAAAAAGCCUGCGUUGUGUAAGGACACAGUGGCCAGCAUCUCUGAUCCGGUCCAGCACAACACUUACGGCCUGAGUGACGGAGCCUGGAUGAGAGAUGCUCGAGGCCAUGGCAACGUCAUCUACCUUACCAGUGGUCACUAUGGCGCCAACCUCCUAGAGUUCCGAGACAUGGACACCUUCAAAUCAGGUCAGGCAACUAACUCAUACAAGCUGCCCUACAGUUUCACCGGAACAGGCCACGUCGUGUUUAAUGGGGCUUUCUACUACAACCGUGCGUUCAGCAGGGACGUCAUCAGAUAUGACCUGAGACACAGAUAUGUAGCUGCCUGGACCACACUGCAUGAUGCUUUACUGGAGGAGCAAGCUCACCGGACACAAACUGAAGUGGAGUUCGCCGUUGAUGAGUCCGGCCUGUGGCUGCUCUACCCUGCUCUGGACACAGAGGGUUUUCACCAGGAAGUGAUCCUGCUCACCCAUCUCCGCCCCCACGACCUCCAACCAAUACGGAGCUUUCGCACAGGUCUUCGGCGCGGUCGCUACGGAAACAGUUUCCUGGUUUGUGGCGUGCUCUAUGCUGUGGACAGCAUGGAGCGUCACUAUGCCAACGUGACGUACGCCUUUGACACGCACACGCUCACACACACCGUGCCAAGUCUUGCCUUCACAAACAUGCACUCACACACCUCCCAGCUGGCUUACUGCCCGCUGGACAAGAAACUGUACGCAUGGGACAAUGGACAUCAGAUGAUGUAUGAUGUCAUCUUCGCUUAUUAGCACAAUGAGUGAACUCAGGAUGGAAGAAGUGAUGGGCAGACGGAUGGUCAGCAGUUUAAUAUAUACAGCAAGAGGUCCAAACAACGCUGAGGACAGAAGGAAAAAGAUAACAGCUGAGCAGAUCUUUGAUCAGCGCUCUGUGUCUCAGUGACUGUGGAUCAGUCUAACUGAAUGUAUUUUAGUUUCGACCUCAACUGCUGCUCUGCCACACACACACACCAAAGUCAGGAUUAACCAGCCGAGGGCCCAAUUUCCUACCAUCGGUCAUAGAAGUUAAGAGGGUUUUCUCAGAGCAUUCCUAUGAACGCUCUUAAAUUUCUACAUGUAUUUCCCAGCUGUCUGUGGUGCUGAAUACAUUUAAGGUAACUUUGCAUAUUUACCUGUGCUAUAUAUAUUCAAAAAUACAUCCAUCACAAGGUGUUAGUGUUGUAAACAACACAGAGAAAUGUUUUAUACUUGGAAUUGCUCAGUAUGAAAAUGAAACUUCUAUAAUUCAUGUUACCGUGUGGAAGCUUAUGAAAGUAAACUUUGAUUUAGCCGCUGCUAGAGGCAGAGGUUACACUGUGACAGAAGUGUGUGAAGAUAUGGAACCUGAAAAUAUACCAUCAGGAAAGUGUCCUUUCAGCCAGAAGAGGUGGAUUUAUUAGUCAGAAACAGGGAGAGGAGGACAUCAGCUCAGUUACACAAAUCAGCUGCUGAACUGAUUUGUGCUUGUGUCUCAGUUUACUUUUACUUUGUUAUUCUAAAACAUUAUCACUCAUUUUCCAUUUAACAUCACUUAAUGAAAUAUUAGCGUUCAUGAUAAAAGUAUAGACUUAAAAAUCAACCAAAACAAUGUAGAGUUUGUUUCCUCCUGCAGAUUCUGAAGCUUCUGAAGAUGUUCUUUAGUCACGAUGCUCUGGGAAACAACUAAACUAAAGCUUAUAUCUUAAGAUGGUUUUGGGAAACAAGGCCCAAAGGUCUGAGACCACUGUCCCAUUCACUUGAAUGUCUCAGACUUUUGGACCCCCACUGUACAUAUAAUGUCUAAUAUACAAUGUUCGGUUCCAGAGAGUAAAAACUGAUUCUAUUAGUGAAGCUACAGAUACUGUAUACUUUACACGUUGUGCACAACAUGAAUAUAAUGCCUUUAUUAUCAGUGUGUAAAAAAGCUGCAGCCUUUUCUCUGAUAUGAUGAAAAUCUUUACUGUGUGUUUUUAUAAUGUAUGUCUGCUUAGCAUGCUGCCUAUUUACUUUCACUCCCGUCAAGUAAUGUUUCCAUCAUAAGCUUUAGUACGGGAGGGGAUGGAGACCCUGGUACCGUUAGUGCUUCAUCUGCCAUUGAAGUUCAGUCAUUUAACUUUAACACACGUUCCUCACAGCUUUUUUUAAUCCCAAGACAAAGUUGAUUCCAAUCGCUUUACUACAAGUUUACCUUUUUGGUUUGUUUAAUUUAUAAUAAAAUGUU